AUGGACACAGUGGAAACAACCACGACCCUUGCCUUUGAGGCGCUUCCGCCGGCAAAGGACUCGGUGUCUUCCAUCACUUUCCUCACCGCCUCCUUGUGGUACUGGCUGUGGGUGUUCUUCAAGAUCAUGAACUAUGUAGUGGUGAUUAUCCCCACGAUCUUCUUGAACAUGCUCCAGAUGAACUUCCAGAUAACCUUGUCGCUUCUGUCGAUCUUGACUUGUUUGGUCAUCACGGUGUCGCUUUGCUACUUUAUCGUGAGGCACAAGUACCUCACGCGUUACUCCAAGGAUACGCUUCCACCCAAGCAGGAUAACUUAGGCCAUGCCAGCCGUAGCAUUGAUUAUGUCACGGGCUCCCGGAAACGCAGGGGCAAUGACAGAUCCAAAACUUACUUGGACGAGUUCUUGAGCGCCAUCAAGGUGUUUGGUUAUCUUGAGAGACCCGUGUUCCACGAAUUGACCAAGAACAUGACCACCCAGCGCCUCGAGGCUGACGAGAUCUUGUACUUGGACGAGAAACUCGGCUUUUCUAUUGUGGUGGAGGGAACCGUCCAGGUCUACACCAAAUUGCAUGAAAAACACGGCACUCACUUUGAGUUUGACGAGGACACGGACAAGGCCGAAAAGGACGAUAUUUUGAUCAUCAAGGGCCAACACUACCAGUUGCUUAACGAGGUAAAAAGUGGCGCUGCCCUCUCCUCGUUGCUUAGCACGUUGGACCUCUUCCACACCAGGAAUACCGCCAUGUCCUCGCCAGCCCUUCCUCCUUCCUCGAAUAGAACCAACCCUUUGGCCCGGCCAAAGCCCGUUCUCCACAGCCGUCUCAACUCUAGACAACUGAGUACCUCUACGCCCAUUGAACCUCUUUCGUUGAGCCCUGUCCACGGUUCCAGUCCAGCUCCACAAGGAAAGGCCGACGAGCAACGCAAUUACUUCAAUUCUCCUCGCAUUAACACAACUGGAAGUGUGCACGGCCAACCGGAAUCGGCGGCAGGCACGCCAAUGGAGCAUGGAAGCUUUCCUAUCUACGACCACAGCUUCUCCGAUUUGCCCGAGGUGGUCGCUAGACCCAAGCCAUCGGCAGCAAAAAGCGAGUUUCCUUCCUCUGCCACUAUCGCCAUUAUUCCUGGUCUGGCCUUCCAAAGGGUCCAAACAAGGUACCCCAAGGCAACUUCCCACAUUGUCACCAUGGUACUUACUCGGUUGUACAAGGUCACAAUGAACACCGUGCAUACUUACCUUGGCUUGAUUCGUGAAGUAUUUGAUUCGGAGAUUGCAUUGAACUCCAUUCAUGAGGAGUGCAAGUUACCAAGCUAUUUGUACGACGGUGUCAUUGAAAGUUACCAUCAACAAAGAGCAGAGGAAGCCGAAAGUGGGAGCAUGCCCAUUUUUUCAAAAUCAAAGAGACGUCAGAGGAAGCUUCACCGCGAGAACUCAUCAAGGUAUGUUGUUCUUGCCAGUCGGUCGAAGCCCUCGCAUCCUGGUGACUUGCUUUCGUCCGUGCCUCUUUCUCGUACGUCUGACUACUCCAAACUGCACGCCUCAUCCCUUUCGGAUGAAACAAACAUUUUGACUAGCUGGGAUAGUCAAAAACAAUUGUCGAAGGAGCCUACCAAAAGUAACGUCUCUCCCGUCUUGAAAAAGUCCAAACUCAAACGCAGAGAAAACCUUCGGACCAGGUCUUUCUCUGAUGAGAGAGAAGAAACAGAGGAAACGUCUUUGCGUAUCGCCAUUGUUGAAAACUUGUUUAAGCUCUUGGGUAUUGACGAAAAUUCGUCCCAGCUUAACAUGCACGGUAUCAGCAGUGGUCAGAUUUCGGCUAACUCCUCUUCACUUGGAUUAUCUUCUCUCAUGAGUGAUCUGUCGUUACCUCUCACUACUGAGCGUAACGUCUUAGAUGCUGAAAGAGGGAGAGAAGCAGCAUUCAAUUCAUCUUACUUCGGCUACAAAGCCGCUUUUCCACAAACAUCCCAAAAGUUCUAUAACACCAUUCAUCACACCAAGCCUGAAAAUGUCGAGAGUCAAAGUGCUUCACCAAAUUCUAGAAGGCCCUCACAAUCAAGUCUGGAGGUGAACUUUGCCACCGUGAAGAACGCCUUCAGCAAGCAUAUCGAGGUGAAAUACUAUCAACCAGGCGAGGUGAUUGUGGAGCAAAAUGCCUUGAGUCCUGGUCUCUUUUAUGUUAUUCAUGGAGGAUUAGACAUCGUCCAUGAGUCUCACAAGGACAAUAAGGAAGAUAUUGUUAGUAAACGUCUUUACACCGUGAGGCCAGGUGGUAUGGCUGGGUAUCUCAGUUCUAUUGUUGGUCUCCGCUCUUUAGUCUCGAUCAAAAGUUCAAAAGAUGAUGGCACCAUCGUGGCUCACAUCUCCAAAAAUGACUUCACGCGUCUCAUGGAUAAGUUUUACUUUCUUCAAUUGCCUGUGGCAGCUAAACUCAAGAGCUUGCUUCCAAGCCUCAUUGUCACGAUUGAUUUUGCUCUUGAAUGGUGUCACAUCCCGGCUGGUGGUGUGUUAUGUUCGCAAGGUGACUUGGCCAACGGCUUUCACGUUGUAUUGAGUGGUCGCUUUAGAGUCGUCAGAAACAAGAAAAUGAAUAUUGAGAAUGAGGAGGAAGAUAGUGACCUCGGUCAUCUCAUUGAUGAUUCUAACAUACCUAAGCAUCAACAGGAUAAGGAAGAUUUUGAAGUCUUGGGCGAAUAUGGUCAUGGUGCCUCAAUUGGUGAGGUCGAAGUGCUUACUGCCUCGAGACGUACAAACUCGCUUAUUGCUGUGAGAGAGUCUGAGACAGCCAGAAUCCCAAGAACAUUGUUCGAGAUGUUGUCGUUACAAAAUCCAUCCAUUAUGGUGAAGGUAUCGAGAAUUGUCGCAAACAGAAGUCUUGAAGCAAGCAAGAGAGAUAGAACUAACACUCUUAUCGCUACCACCUCCAAAAGCUCGGUUGUUGAAAUCAACAAUGACUAUAAAACAAUUACCAUUUUGCCGGCCACCAAUGGCUUGCCUGUCCGUGAAUUCGCAGAUAAAUUGGUUCAUGCUCUCAAAGCGCUUGAUCGUCAUGUCAUUGCAUUGGAUAGAACCUCCACAUUGUCGCACUUGGGUAGACAUGCUUUCGAUGAAAGACUUGCUCAAUUGAGACUCUCUGGUUACUUUGCUUACCUAGAGGAGGAAUACCAAACGGUAGUGUACAUUUGUGAUUCGCCAUUGAAAUCUUCUUGGACAUCUACUUGUAUCUCGCAAGGUGAUUGUAUCUUGUUAUUGGCAGAUGCUGAAGACUACGACUGUGCUGCAAAUGUCGGUGACUACGAGAGAUUGCUCUUGAAGCUUAAAACUACCGCGAGAACAGAAUUAUGUCUUUUGCAUCCCGAGGCUUCUGUCUUCCCAGGAUCAACAAGCAUCUGGCUUAAGAAUAGAAUUUGGGUCCAAGGCCACCAUCACAUCCACAUGGAUGUUGUGAAGCAACCAACCGAGAAACCCAUAAAAAAGAAGCCGAAUGUACUUACUGACCUUGCCAUUAAGCUUGGUACCAAGGCUAAUCCAAACAUCAAGAUGAAGUUCCUGAACGUCAAAUCAAGAGCGAUGAACUCGCUCAUCAAACUCAACGCCCGAGUUAACAAGUCAGAGAAUGUGCCCGUGUUGUACAAGAAUGAUUUCAUGAGGUUAGCAAGAAUCUUGUCAAACGAAGCUGUUGGCCUUGUUCUUGGUGGUGGUGGAUCCAGAGGAAUCUCGCACGUUGGUGUUGUAACUGCCCUUGAGAAGCAUGGUAUUCCAGUUGAUUUGAUUGGCGGUACAUCCAUUGGAUCCUUUGUCGGCGGUUUAUAUGCCAAGGAGAACAAUAUUGUGUCGAUCUACGGUAUGACAAAGAAGUUCUCGAGAAGAAUCGGUGCGGUCUGGAGAAUGCUUUUUGACUUGACGUACCCAGUGACAUCCUACAUCACGGGCCAUGAAUUCAACAGAGGUAUCUGGAAAGUGUUUGGUGUCCACGAGAUUGAAGACUUCUGGAUUCGUUACUUCUGCAACUCGACGAAUAUCACAAACUCGACUAUGGAGAUUCAUGAAAGAGGCUACGCUUGGAGAUUCAUCAGAGCGUCUAUGUCGUUGGCAGGUCUUCUUCCACCAAUUACCUACAAUGGACUGAUGCUUCUUGACGGUGGGUACUUGGAUAACCUUCCUGUCAUGGAGAUGAAGGUCAGGGGUGCUAAGCACAUUGUGGCUGUGGAUGUAGGCUCAGUGGAUGACAGAACUCCAAUGAACUAUGGAGACACCUUGUCUGGCUUCUGGGUUCUUUUAAACCGCUGGAAUCCGUUCUCAAAGCACCCCAAUGUGCCCAACAUGAUGGACAUUCAGUUGCGGUUGGCAUAUGUUGCCAGUGUCAACGCCCUCGAGGCUGCCAAGAAGAUGCCUGGAGUGAUGUAUCUCCGCCCACCUAUCGAUGACUAUGCUACCUUGGAUUUCAUGAAGUUUGACGAGAUCUACAAUGUCGGUUUGGCGUACGCUGACGAAACUAUCGGCAAAUGGGCCAACGAGGGCAAGUUGCCCAAGUUUGCCGGUGUCACCAAUCUCAAACUGAAGGAAGGAAGCCACCCCAAGAGCAGGUUUAGAAGAAACUCCAUCUGA
Candidozyma duobushaemuli is the source of this 4611-nucleotide messenger RNA. RefSeq names its product lysophospholipase. The record is from RefSeq and is a predicted model, not a curated record. Lineage: Eukaryota; Fungi; Ascomycota; Pichiomycetes; Serinales; Metschnikowiaceae. The transcript has a single exon. The coding region runs from base 1 to 4611 and encodes 1536 amino acids. Gene Ontology annotation, cellular component: endoplasmic reticulum. Gene Ontology annotation, biological process: lipid metabolic process. Gene Ontology annotation, molecular function: phosphatidylcholine lysophospholipase A1 activity.